AUGCAGAAGCGAAUUGCGGAAAAGCUCACAGCUUUGGAUGACCAAAUACCCGAUGGCCCUUUUGAGUGCAGCCCACCCGAGCCGGCCUGGAGGGACAUGCUCGUCGCCACUGUGAAGCAGCAUGUGGUGGUCAGCAAGCAACCGUCAUUAUUCAACCGCACGAAGGUCUACGAAUUGCAUCGGAGUGCAGUGGAGGAAUUUCUCCGUGCAUUUUACGUGUUAUGGUCAACAACAGUCAAGGCAGAGUUGUUAGGGAAUUUCAUACAACCGAUCAAGAAUAAUUUCGAGGAGGUUCAUACGGCGAUAGAUCCUCCUUAA
Molecule: messenger RNA, 318 nt
Organism: Perkinsus marinus ATCC 50983
Lineage: Eukaryota; Perkinsozoa; Perkinsida; Perkinsidae
Exons: 3
Coding region: 1-318 (105 amino acids)
Source: RefSeq, a predicted model, not a curated record